GUCAACUUGGACAGGGCUUUAGCGGUAGUUGGUUACUUCCGGCUCCCAGUCUAGUAGCCCUACAGCCACCUUGUGUCGAUAGCUUGCUUAUCAGCACGUAUUCGGCAUACGGUGCUUGCUGUGUUUCCUUUUACGACGGAAAACCUGCGAUGUGAUCGACGUCAUCGCCUUCCCUAUCUAUCGUUCAAGUUGUCUAUAGAAUUAUGUCAGCCUUGGGCGACAGCGUGACGCGAAUGGCAUGUGAGACAGGUGUGCCUCUCAAGGCCAGGGAAUGACUCGAUCCGCUCACGACGUAACAGAAAAUGACCUCUCGGCCGGAGUGUGGUGGCAUUUUAAGGAAAUAUUAUUUAUAUACAGACUAUAAGAAGCAUGCUUCGGCGUUUAGUUCAUCAGUGAAAAUCAGUCUUCAACUCAUCAACUGAUUGUUUUGCGACACCAGCAAAAUGUCCGACGUCACAGACGUAAAGUCCCCUCUCCUUUCGCCAGAGACGAGAACCUCCGCCCCCUCGUCCGGGUCGCCUUCCGCGCCAAACCCAUCGAAAGCCCCCGCAGCAGCAGCAGCGCCCCAGAAACCCGACCCAGCAAGCCAGCCGCCAGAUCUAGCGCGCCUAAAGCCGAUCACGAGCCUAACCUGGGGGGCGCCGGCGGGCCUCUCCCCGCGCGGCCCCAACGACGAGAACCUGGUGAUCUUCCGACGGGCGCUGGGGAUCAACUACCACCGGGAGGCGACGGACAGCGGGACGCUCGAGGAGGGGCGCAAGACGGCGAUCGGGAUCUACCGCUCGGUGCUGCGGACGCAGACGCACAAGACGAUCCAGCUCGCGCUGCUGACUGCGUUCCUGUACUUCUGCUACUUCGCGCAGAUCGUCAUCGGCGCCGUGCUCACCGCCAUCGGCCCGCACUCCGCGCGCUACGAGACCCUCAUCACCGUCCUCGGCGCCCUCAACACCGUCAUAGCGGGCAUCCUGGCGCUGCUCAAGGGCUCCGGCCAGCCGCAGCGCGUGGAGAAGGACCGCGUCGGCUUCCGCAGGCUGCAGGACUGGAUCGAGGAGACGGAGGCGCUGCUGGCGGUGGGCGUCAUCGGCCGCAAUAGGAAGGAGGUCGGGCUGUUGGUUGAGAGCGCGUUCAAGAGGUAUAACUCGGCGAAGAUGAGCGUCGAGAACAAUAGCCCGGAUUACUACGCCAAUCAGCCGGAUAUGAGCGACGAUAUGACGGAUGGGCCUGGUAAUGGGAGUGGGAAGCCGCCGAUUAGGUCUAUUCAGUGAUGCGUGAGUUUUUCUUGGGUUCUUUUACGUGUACUUAGGUAGCUACGGAAAGGUUUGGUUGACUUGGGGGUGUCUUGGGGUUUUACAUGGUACAUUAGAAGGUUAGACAUCUUCAUCAGAUUAUAGAAGGCGUUCUGGAGCCUUUGCAUGUACAUUAGUAGGUAUGGUCUUUGGCCAUUGGUUGAGGAGAUCAUCAACUAGGAACCUAGGCAGUAUAUAGUUUCUUUCUAACCUAGUAGCCGCGCGAAAUGCAGAAAUAUGAUACCCUACAAACCAUUGUUUGAGUUUAUUGAAUAGAGUACUCAGGGGCUUGGGCCACGAAAGCUUUCCCUUCAAGCUACAUAAUGAUAUCCAUGCC
This is a messenger RNA of Hypoxylon fragiforme, 1623 nucleotides long. RefSeq lists its product as uncharacterized. Lineage: Eukaryota; Fungi; Ascomycota; Sordariomycetes; Xylariales; Hypoxylaceae. The transcript is spliced from 3 exons. The record is from RefSeq and is a predicted model, not a curated record. Bases 444 to 1265 code for a protein of 273 amino acids.